Molecule: messenger RNA, 2253 nt
Organism: Ustilago hordei
Lineage: Eukaryota; Fungi; Basidiomycota; Ustilaginomycetes; Ustilaginales; Ustilaginaceae
Product: related to GEM1 ### mitochondrial GTPase EF-hand protein
Exons: 1
Coding region: 1-2253 (750 amino acids)
Biological process (GO): small GTPase-mediated signal transduction
Molecular function (GO): GTPase activity; GTP binding; calcium ion binding
Source: RefSeq, a predicted model, not a curated record
AUGCGCAAGGACGUGCGUAUCGUCCUUGCUGGCGACCCGGAUGUGGGCAAGUCGACUCUAAUCACCUCGCUUGUCAAGGAAACUUACGUUGCCAUAGUUCAGAAAGUGGUGCCACCCAUCACAUUACCACCAGAAGUUGCGCCAGAAGCAGUGGUGACAAAGAUUGUCGAUACAAGCUCCAGUCCAGAGCACCGCGCUAAUCUCGAAGCAGAGCUUCGCAGGGCCAACGUCAUUUGCAUUGUUUACUCCAUCUCGGCACCAUCCUCUUUCGAUCGUAUACCCACCUACUGGCUGCCAUACAUCCGCUCGCUAGGCAUCAACGUGCCCGUCAUCCUUGUCGGCAACAAGAUCGACCUUCGCUCUGGCAAUGUUACUAAUGCUGCUCUCGAGGACGAGCUGGCGCCCGUCAUGGCCGAGUUCAAGGAGGUGGAGACCUGCGUCGAGUGCUCAGCCCGCAUUCCCCUCAAUGUUAGCGAAGUGUUCUACUUUGCCCAGAAAGCCGUCCUCUACCCCACAGCACCGCUCUACGACAGUCGCGAGCACGUUCUCAAACCUGCCUGCGUCGACGCCUUGAAACGCAUCUUCCGUCUCUGCGACUCGGACAAGGAUGGAUUGCUGAGCGAUGCAGAGCUCAACGACUUCCAACGCAAGUGCUUCGACACACCACUACAAGCGCAAGAGCUCGAAGGCAUCAAGGAUCUCGUCAUCCAGGCUCCCGUCGCCGGUUUGCGGUACAAUCACGAGAACGCUAGUGUCGCCGCUUCCAGCUCUAGCGCCAACGGAGACGCUCCAGCACAUCACCCACAUCUGUGUGAAGGAAGCCUCACCAUGGCUGGUUUCCUCUACCUCCAUACACUCUUUAUUCAACGCGGUCGCCUCGAGACAACAUGGACCGUCUUGCGCACCUUUGGUUACGGUGCCGACCUCACACUCGAAGAUUCCUUUGUCAAGCCUGCCUUUGCAGUGCCACCAGAAUGCUCCGUCGAGCUCUCACCCCACGGCUAUCAGUUCCUGACAGAUAUCUUUGAAGUGCACGACAAGGACCGCGAUGGUGCACUCAGCGAGGAAGAACUUGAUAGUCUUUUCAUUACUGCACCUGACAACCGCCAUCCCUGGCAAGAUACUGGCUUCCCGGCUUCCACCAUCACAGACGAGCACGGCGCUGUCACAUUACAGGGCUGGCUUGCGCAAUGGAGCAUGACCACCCUUCUCGACCACCGCACUACGCUCGCAUACUUGGCCUACCUCGGCUACCCUUCGGUCCCGCUCGCAGGUUCCUCCAGCAGCACCUCGGCGCCUGCGCCAAUACCAUUGACACCUACCAACCCACCUGGCUCUAGACCAUCGCGCAACCGCACGCCAUGUCCACCAUCCACCACUACUGCAUUGAAGCUCACACGGCCAAGGAAGACAGACAAGAAAAAGAAGGGUGCGAUUCAACGGAGCGUGUUUUUGGGAUUUGUGCUCGGUGCAGCGGGGAGCGGCAAGACUGCCAUCUUGCGAAAUAUGGUCGGCAAGCGCUUCGCAAAUACAUACGAGCCAACACAAAAGAUGAUGAGCGUAGUCAGCACAGUCGAGCAAGGCGGUGCCGAGCGUUAUCUCGUGCUGCAGGAGUUCGGGUCGCGCUACGAGGCUGAGGUGCUGCGUAACACGGCCAAGCUUUCGGCGGCUGAUGUCAUUGUUUUCGUAUACGACUCGAGUGACACUAACUCGUUCAGCUACAUCUCCAACUUGCGGCAGCAAUACCCAUUGCUACAAUCGAUGCCAUCGCUCUUUGUGGCCACCAAAGCAGAUCUGGAUCUCGCACAACAGCGUCACGAGGUUCAGCCCGACACAUACUGCCGCAAGCUCGGGCUCAAGAUUCCAGGGCUUGGAGCCGGACCACUCAAUGUCAGCAUUCGUGAAGGGCAGGUCGCGGAUCUGUAUGGUCUCAUCUGCGCUAUUGCGGUGGAUCCGAAAGGCGCAGUGCAAGGUGGCAACGAUCGCAACGCUCUCAGCUUUACCACCAACCGCUGGCAGUUCUGGGGCUACAUUGGGCUCGUUGUUGUUGGCGGCGGAGGAGCAGUCUGGAUUUGUGCAAGAGUGCUCAAAGUGCCCAUCGGCAGCACACUUGGCUUUGGAGGCACUUCCUCGGGAUGGUGGUCAUCGAGAGCUGAGGCCCGUGGUGCGGGCGCCGCAGAUGCUACCAAGAUCUCGGGAUGGUUCGACUGGCUCCGUUGGCAAAGCUCGUCGACAGUCCGCUCAGAGCUUUAA